Ramularia collo-cygni is the source of this 297-nucleotide messenger RNA. RefSeq lists its product as uncharacterized. The record is from RefSeq and is a predicted model, not a curated record. The coding region runs from base 1 to 297 and encodes 98 amino acids. The transcript is spliced from 2 exons. NCBI's taxonomy places the organism in Eukaryota, Fungi, Ascomycota, Dothideomycetes, Mycosphaerellales, Mycosphaerellaceae.
AUGUGUCUGUCCCGGUUUCAUAACCGCCGCGUUGCCCCGGAUGCGCUACUUGUGCUCAGCUGGAUUGCCUCGGGCCAUGUCCAACUCAUGGUCGCAGAGGCCGUGUCCAUCACCAUCGUUGUCAAUUCCGUGCAUUCGAAUACACGGCCCAUGGCGACUAGCCUGCGUCGCGCCUACUUCCACAAACCUCAGCUCGACUAUCGAGCAAAGCUAAAGCAGCACAGACUACCUAGAUGUGAGACACUCUCGUCUGCCUCUCGACUUGCUGAAGGCAAUUUCAAUCAGCAAGUAUCUUAA